AAAGAGACAGAGAAAGAGAGAGAGAGAUAGUGAGAGUCGGCGCUUUUUUUCUUUGUUUUCCAAAACAAAAUAAAUAGCGCACAUCUCAAGCAAGCACCACCACCAGACUCAAAAAAAAACCCACAUAGAGAGAGUUAUAUUUAUAUAUUUAUAUUUACAGAGAAGAGUGAGGAAAUCGAUCUUUCGAGUAACGGCUACUUUUGCUGUUGUAGUGUGGUAGAAGAGGAAGAAGAAGGGCUGUGGUUUUCUUUUUCUUUUUUUUGUUGUUGUUGAAAAUGGAUUACAACAAUGACAAUAGUGAGUCUUGGAAUUGGCAUAGGGAGGAUUACUGUCUCCAAAAGGAUCCCAAUAGUGACAUAUCUGAAUGCCUAUGGAAUGGAGUGCCUCAGAACGAAGAAGAUCUUUCCUACAUGCUUGAUGAAACAACCCCCAUCAAGGCUUGCGGGGAUUUGGCUUACCAUGUUUCUCAUAGUGAGAAUAUGACCAAGGAACCAGAAGAAUGUAGAGAGACUUCUUCACAAGUAAAGAGGCGCCGGAUGCUACAAUUCAACAGUCAAGCUGUGGAUCCUUCCCAUGAAGAGAAGUCAUCUGCAUUCCUAAAAUCAAUUGAGUGCGGGGAGAGGGAGGAUUCAAUUGAAGAGAUUUUCCCUGAAACAUCAUAUUGGGUUUCUGGGCCUCCAGGAAAUGCAUCUGCUUCUGCUUAUGAGAGCCUGGAUCACUCAUCUGAAGAGUGGCUUGCAGAAUGCUUUAAUGAUACUGAGAUGAAUUUCAGCCCUGAUGAUAUGAAUUUCUCUGGGGCAUCUGAUAUCCAGUUCGAUAUUGGUGAUUUGUGUGACUUCCCACAAGAGUAUGAAGCUAAUGCAGUCCAACAACAAGUUUCUCGAACCCCGCAAAAAAUUAUUUUUAAAGGUAGGAAGUCUUACAUACGGACUCCAACUAAGUUGGCUGCUUCUGUGGCCUAUCCAUUUGCCUUCAUUAAACCCAGUGGGGCUCAUGGAGAUGUAACUCUGAAGGAGAUAAACCAGCGGAUUCUCACUCCACCUCCUUCAAAAUCAAAGAAAGGUAAUGAAGAUCCUGCUGCUUCUUACCCUACUUCAGCUUUCUCUGGGAAGCCUGUAGUUGGAAAAACAAAAAUCCGCACUGAAGGAGGAAAAGGCAGCAUCACAAUUAUGAGAACCAAAGGCUGAAUGCGUAGAUAAGUGUUGUUUUGGAUGCAACUUUUAUUGGUCCUACCAUCUUGCCUCAUUAUUAACUGGGGUUGGAUUUUGCUGUAAUAUUCCAGGGCCAAUAAAGUAUAGAAGUUGAUACUGAAUUUUUUUGUUGGACUAGUUCUUGGAAGUCAUAAAUUAUUUCAUCGAAGUGUUUGUCUCCAAGUGGUAUUUUAGGUGUCAAAUAGCUGUUGUUUCUACAAUGAGAAUCUUGAUAUCUAAUUAAAUCCUCUUGUUAAUGAUUCCCAAGAACAAUGUUACAUCAUCUGAAUUUCAUAUAAUGCAGGAAACUUAAUUACUGGAA
Quercus lobata is the source of this 1512-nucleotide messenger RNA. RefSeq names its product protein XRI1-like. Gene Ontology annotation, biological process: male meiotic nuclear division; female meiotic nuclear division. NCBI's taxonomy places the organism in Eukaryota, Viridiplantae, Streptophyta, Magnoliopsida, Fagales, Fagaceae. The transcript is spliced from 9 exons. The record is from RefSeq and is a predicted model, not a curated record. The coding region runs from base 276 to 1187 and encodes 303 amino acids.